Molecule: messenger RNA, 3087 nt
Organism: Amphimedon queenslandica
Lineage: Eukaryota; Metazoa; Porifera; Demospongiae; Haplosclerida; Niphatidae
Product: zinc finger RNA-binding protein 2-like
Exons: 21
Coding region: 95-2950 (951 amino acids)
Cellular component (GO): nucleus
Molecular function (GO): zinc ion binding; nucleic acid binding
Source: RefSeq, a predicted model, not a curated record
GCUUCAGGUGUGCGCAUGCGCACUAGCUUAAGCUGUUGUAUGUGCAUGGGAGAUUGAGAGUGAGUGUUUUUCUCCACCAAGAGUUUCAUUAAAGAUGUCCAGUAAUUAUGGCUACGGCUAUGGUCAAAGUUCCUUAUACGCUAAUUAUGGCUAUGGGGGCGGAGCAGGGGGUGGAGCUUCAGGUCAACAGGUGAUGCCACCUCCACCUCCUGUUGCUUCGGCUUCUGUUGGCUAUGGAGGGAGUGUUAAUCAAGGAUAUGGGUACAAUUACUAUCAGCAACAACAAGCAGCAGUAAACUCUCAAUAUGCGGCUGGGACUGCUCAAAGUUAUGCCACGCCUACAACUUCCUCAAACCCCACCCCCUCUGUAAUGUAUCCGACUGAUUAUUAUCAGUAUGCACGGGUUGGUUCCUAUUCUUAUCAGCCUCAAACGACUACAGCACCUCCGACCGUAUCCACUUCAUAUUCUCAAGCACAUACUUCAUAUUCUCAGACUGGUUCCUUUCAGUCUCAGACCUAUACUUCAUAUUCUCAGACUGGUACUGGUUCUUAUCAGCCUCAGACCUAUACUUCAUAUUCUCAGUCCGGGACUGGUUCCUAUCAGCCUCAGACCUUGACUUCAUAUUCUCAGACUAGUUCUGUCACUAAUUAUGGGAGCUAUUCCAUGGCCACAUCAACUCCUACUUCUGGUUCAUUUUCAUCAAUGACUCCACAGCAACAGAAGAUUAUCCAGGAUUAUGUUAGUGCUCGUGAAAGAGGAGGAGGAGGAGGAGGCAAAGUAAAGACACAGGCUGAAAAGAACUUUCUGAAGAAGAAGACUUAUGAUUCAGAGCAGAAUUAUUAUUGUGAAGUCUGUAAAGUUGGAUGUGGCUCUACCUUGACUUAUAAGACUCAUUUGGAGGGUAAGAACCAUAAGAGGCGUCUCCAGCUGCAGCAGAAAGCAAACUCUGCUCCACCUGGGACCAAUGAUCCUUCACUUAAAUGUGACGUUUGCGACAUUAUCUGUUCAAGCAAGGACAGCUUCCUAGCACAUGUUAGAGGCAGCAAACACUUGAAGACUGUUGCUCUGUUCCGUCGUCUCGGUAAGCCCCUUCCACCAAUGACCUCGGUCAAGGCACAGGAUGAUGGAGGCGUGCAGGUCACUGGUCCAAGGAUUACGUUUGUGGGCGGGAAGAAGCUAAGCUCCACUGGACUCACGUUGGAACCUAAACCAGAGGGGAUGCAGGUUUAUCCCCCUGGGGCUCCCGAACCAGAUGUUCCACCUAAUGUCAAUGAGACUCCCCCUGUUGUUAAUUCAUCUAAUUCUGAUGUAGAACCUGUUGGCCUUGAUCUAGUGAAGCCAGUUAAGAAUCACCCAAAGUCUCCACUCUCCUCCUAUCAUUGCGAAUUAUGUGAUUGCUUCUUUAAUGAUGAACUGGCUAGGAUCUCACACUGCAAAGGACGCAGGCACCGCAUCAAUUACAAGGAUGCCUAUGAUCCUACUCUAAAAGUUGAAAAGUAUAAAGCGUCGACUUUGAAGAAGAAACAGAAAGAUCGUAUGGCUCAGGACAAAAAGAGAAUCGCUAGUGGAAACUUUGGAAGAGGAGGAGGAGGAGGAGGAGGAGGAGGAGGAGGAGGAGGAGGAGGGAAGACAUGGGGAGGGAGAGGAUGGGGAGGGAGAGGAGGAAAUGCGAAUAAAGCUGAGGAGUUAUUUAGAUUACGUCAACAGGAAGCAUCAGCCAUUGCUGCACUGCAUUAUGGAGUAAAGGAGAAAGAUUACUAUCACCACCCUUCUGAUCCUUACGAAGACUAUCAUAACUAUCAUCAUUUCUCUGAACCAUAUCCCAGCAAUGAGGACUGGAGUCCUAACAGAAGUCUUGAGAUAAGAAAUCCUGCUGAUGAUAAGAUGGUCUCUACCAAAUAUGGGCAGCUCUAUCCCAGCGAUUCUGAAAUAAAGGCUAUUCAAAAAGCCGUUGUAGAUAUUGAAGCUGCUCUCAAGUCCUGCUCUGAUGAUUUGCUAAUGGAAACGUGCCAACGCGCUGCUAAAGAGAAGGACAGCACACUUACUAAUUUAUCCACUGUCAAGAAGGAUGAGGAAUUAAGAGAGAUUAAGGGUGUGAUGCGUGUUGGUCUUCAUGCUUAUGAUCUCCUCCUGAGGGGGCAGAUGGAGAUCCGCCUGGUCGUCAUUUGUGCAAAUGUUCCAACUAAGGAUCUUUUGGUUGAUAUACAUGAUUCACUACCCACUAAACUCGUGGCAACAGAAGAAGCUACUUAUCAUGUUUCUGCUGAUUUCAAGAAAGGAGAACUAAUGACUAUUUGUAAUACUGGAGACGUGACUGUGACUGUCUUCAUAAACCUCACAUCUUAUGCUAUUGAUGGAGCUUCUGCCUCACAGUUCACUGGCCAAGAGCUCAACCCAUCACUUUGUCUGUCCAGCCUUUUGGCAUUACGUCAGACAAACUGGUUCCAGGCUAACUGUCAGAGUAUGCCCUCCUUUUCUAUUGUCAUGAGGAUCUUCCUUGAUUUGAAGCGGAGAAAGGCGGCCUUCUCUGUAAUGAAUGAUUGGGUUUUGUUAAUAUUAAUUCACAAAUGCAUCACUAGUGCUCCUCCUAAUUAUCUCAGACCUGGUGAUAUUUUCAGACGUGUCAUUGAGUGCAUUGCUUCUGGAGUAUUUCUACCUGGUUACCCUGGGUUACAUGAUCCUUGUGGAGGCGUUGAUGCAGCUGCUAGUAUGACAGCACAAGAGAGAGCUGACUUGACACUAUCAGCUCAACACUUUUUGAGGCUGAUUGCCUUUAAUCAGUUACAUAUUGUACUGGACAUGUCUCCUCCUCCUAACUAUGCUCCCUACUCACUUAAGAUAUCACCAGACAAGAGUAUUGAUCCUGAUGAAGUUGAGGAGGAGGGAGAGGGAGAGUGGUCUAAUAAUGGAGAGGCAGAGGUCAAACGGAUGAAGCUGGAUCAUAUUUGACUCCUGAGAGAGAGAGAGAGAGAGAGAGAGACUGAGUCUUGACUGUAUAUAAUAGUAUCAUUAACAUUGACAGUAGUCAUUUCUUUUUUUUUGUUUUUCUUUAUUGGUCUUGUUACUUGCAGAAAAGUACACCCAUA